AUGAUAACUGACUUCAGGAAAAGCACCCCCACUCCCACCCUGACCUACAUCGGGGGAGAUUCAGGGGAGCUGGUAGAACAAUACAAGUAUUUGGGGACUGUCCUGGACUCCAAGCUUAAUUUCGAAGCCAAUACUGACCUGAUCCUCAGUGUGGGGAUUGGUGUAGUAGAUGUCGGUUAUGAGCAGCGUCUGGCCAACCACUUGGGGGCACACCGUACCCCAUCCAUCUUGGGGCUCAUCAACGGGAAAGUCACCUUCUUCCACUAUGCCGUGGUCAGGGAGCAUCUGAGGCAGUUUGUGGAGAACUUGUUGCCACAGAGACUGGUAGAGAAGGUAACAGGUAAAAAUUACCUCCAGUUCCUGAAUGGCUGGUAUGAAGAGAACAAGCCCCAUGUGCUGUUGUUUGAUCAAGUACCUGUGGUGCCUUUAUUGUACAAGCUCACGGCGUUUGCCUACAAGGACUUUGUCCGCUUUGGAUAUGUGGACCAAGGCCUGUCUGAGACUGAGAGCUUGCUCAGACAGUUCAACAUCAACAGCUACGCCCCCACCAUGCUCCUCUUCAAGGAGAACAUUGAGAAACCAGCCGAUGUCAUUCAGGCUAGAGGGAUGAAGAAACAAAUCAUCGAGGAAUUCAUCUCGAACAACAGAUUUCUCCUGGUUCCUCGACUGGUGAACCAGAAGCUGUUUGACGAGCUCUGUCCUGUGAAGCAGUUCCACAGACGGAGAAAAUACUGUAUCCUGCUGAUCACUGGUGAAGGGGACUCGUUCACCAGGGGCUACAAUGAAUUUCUCUCCUUUGCCUCUGCCAACGCGAAGGAGGUUCUGCGGUUUGCCUACGUCUACCAGAAACAGCAGCAGCCCCUGUGUGACGCGCUGCUGAGGGGCAGGGACGGUGCCCCCCCUCAGAUUGUGAUUCUGGAGAGGAGGAACGCGGCGGGGAAGGUUCUGUAUAAGCCCAUCACCGGGGGCUGGAAUGGCAGCGAGGAAGACAAAUACCGGCUUCUGGAGCAGCUGGAGCUGUUGCAGAAGGACCCCUCCAUCCUCACCUACGACGCCAUGCUCCCCGAGUUAAACAACGAAUUUGCAUCUAUGUUUCUCAUUCGGUGGAUGUAUACAGCCUAUGAUUACCUGGCGCAGAUCGGUGAUGAUCUUCUCCACAAUAACUGGCGCGAGAUGAUGCCCCUGCUGUCCUUGAUAUUCUCGGCGCUCUUCAUCUUGUUUGGCACAGUUAUCAUCCAGGCCUUCAGCGACUCAAGUGAAGACAAACAGCCGAAGCCCAAGGCGAAGGAAAACACACAAAAGCCCGAAAACGGAUCCCCCAGCAGUGCAAACCAGUCCAGUCGGCCACCAAAGAAGAACUUUGUGGAAGUGACUGAGCUGACUGACAUCACGUACACCAGCAAUCUGGUCCGUCUGAGGCCAGGGCACAUCAAUGUGGUCCUGGUACUAACGAAUGCCUCGAAGAAUGUCCUGCUCAGCAAGUUUGCUAAAGAAGUUUACUCUUUCACUGGGAGCCUCACGUUGCACUUCUCCUUCCUGAACGUGGACAAGCACAGCGAGUGGAUGGACGCUCUGCUGGAGGUCGCACCCGACGCCCUGCAGAUGGACAGCGACGAAGACGACGACAGCGCCCGCAAGGCGGACUACACUGGCUUCGUGCUGGCGCUCAACGGCCAUAAGAAGUACUUUUGCCUGUUCAAGCCCGUCUACACCGGGGAGGAGGGCGACGGCGGCGGAGGCGGUGGCAGGUCGUCGUCGGAGGAGGGCAGGCCGAGGUCUGGCGCCAAGGACGAGCCGCGGAAGCACAUCCCACACUCCCGCUCCGCCUCCACCCUGCAGAUCCACCACAAACUGGACAGGCUGGGCCUGUGGAUGGAGCGCCUGAUGGAAGGGACCCUGCCCAGGCACUACAUCCCGGCCUGGCCCGGGCUGGAGAAGAUCACCCCCGCAAAAUAACGCCCCUUAUGGGAAUAACAAUAACACCGGGGCCUGCAAGUGCAAACUGAAUUGAGAUUACUUAGUUUCCGAGCGCGGGUGUCCUGUAAAGAACAGAAAGAAAAUGCCCCAGUAUGUGGUGCACUGGAGGAGGAGAUGUUACAUAGCUUACACCGUCCCCUCCUUAGAUUAUCAGCAACUGUCAUGUGGAGGUCAAAACCCUUCUGCCUACACUGCUAUGGCUGGCAUGUCUCCAUUCGUUUCUUUUUUUGUUCUAACGCUUUAGUUUUCAAACUGUGGAAUAGUUGUCUCCUGAAACGCUCACCCUUUCUGACAUCUCACUGGAGAGGACAGUGGGUUCAUUUUAACCCGAUUUUCAUACGAUGCAACAGAUUUUAAGGUUACCCCCCCGAUGACAAAAUCAGGUGACGUCCUUAGUGAUUCUCAUUUCAAACGGUAAUGUAACAACGUUUCCCUUCACAUUUUUGAGUUUUGCUGCUGCCUGAUGUUGGGUUUUAUCAAAACAGCUGACGCAACUACUCCAACCCCAGGCUGUCAAAUGUAUAGGUCUCGUAGCCGGGUUGUCCAUGGCUAAAUUGGGUUUUAUUAUGCAAGCAAUUGAAAAAGCUCAAGGUGACUUUCUGGCAGCUUUAUUUGUAACUGUUUUGAAGGAAGGGCUUCCUUUAAGUCAUCCAAUGUAAAAAGAAAACUUGGAAGACCAACGGGAGAAUGACAAGUCAAAACAAUAGAGGAGAAGGCCACAUCUGUGAGUUUCUGAUCAGUUCCAUUCGAACUGGAAAUAAACGCUCGUCUUUGUCGUAACAAACUUCUCUUUGGAGGUUUCGGUGGAGCGACCAAAUGCCCAAGAAAUUGCUCAUUAAGGGAGCCAUUGAACCAGUAAGACGGAAAACCCCAAAAAACUGUGCUUCUCUUCUAAACAUUAGAACAUUACAUUUCUGGAAAAAAACUAAGUGAUUUUCCUUGAUGUGUUACACAACUGGACUCUGGUUCAGCUUACACCUUCCUGAUAGAAAACAUACAUAUUUUUAUAAAAUUCAAAAGGAAGUUCAAAACAUGUUGGUGUAAAACAGUUUUUGAACUGAGCUCUCACCAAGACUUGACUGAACCGUGGUUAUUAGACAAUGAAGUGAGAAGUGGAAAUGAAAGCACGGGGUACGAUAUAAGGAAUAUAAGAUUAAGACGUGUGUAGUAAUAUAUUUAACCCUCAGAAGUAUAUUUACCCGUGCUGUAGAAUAUGCAUUGACAGCUGUAUCCAAAAUGGAGUUAUGUAGUGAAGACAAAAUCAUUCCAAAUGCAGAAAAAUUCAAUACCUGCUGGCGGAAUUUUCAUUGAGCAGAAAAAGAGAGCUCUAGCAAACAAAAAUCCAAUUAAAGCAAGGGGAUUAUAAUUAAUGUAAGAUCGGAAUUUUAAUUUGAUCUGGGCUUUAAUUAAAAAUGGCUUGCACUACUUCAUUGAAUACAUUGCCACAGAGGAGAUCGGAAUUUAAAGAGAUAUUGGUUUUGUAUUUGAAGUCAAGCACGCUGAUUAAGUCUGAACCAAACCAAGCCCAUCGGAUUCUUUUUACCAAAACUCUGCUCCCAGUCACUCUUCUGCCAGUGUUUGACAAGACCAGUGGUGCUUUUAACCAAUUGCUUGGUAAACUAUCUCGUUUUGCGUAAAGGUUGGUUUAAUUCAUCCUUUUUUUCCCCUGCACUUAUGAAAAUACUGACUAGCUUUUUCAAUAUUUUAUUCUGCUCAAUUCCAAGCCAUGGAAAAUUUUGUAUGUUGUCAGAGAUAAUGUUAACUGUAAUAGAUAAAGUUCAUAUUUAAUUCUGUAGACUUUGAAUUCUCAGUUUGUGUACCAUGUAACAAAUUUAGUUUUUCCACUGACCAGCAUGGGAUUUAUUAUAGGCUUUCUGAUAUAGGUGACCUUGAUUACAGGCACUUCUUUGGCAUUGUAUAGUGAGGUCAUUCAGUUACCCAUGAAGUAGAAAGACACGAGUUACAAUGUAAAUAGAUUAGACAUGCUUUAGACAUUAGACAAACAAUACUCAAAUAAAAGGGACAAGCUUUGUAAUCAUGCAUUAUAUUUUCAAUUAGACAUAACUUCCCUAGUGUAUGAAAAGCAUACAGUAAGUUGUAUGCUAUGAAAUCUGAGGAAGGUAUACAGUGAACGAGUUAGAUUGACUACAUUGGCUUCUGAAUUGCACAGCCUAUAGAGAUGGCAGUAACUAACAGCCAACAUUGCUGUAGUUCAGAAUUGUAUUUAUUUUACAUACAUUUACUGUGUCGGCAUGUUCUUCAGUAGCACUCAAGUACUGAGACAACCAUAUCUUUUUUUAUUGUAUGUUGGACACUUGCCAGUUAGUUUUUUUUAAGUCGAGCACUGCAGUGCAGGAUAAGACAUUUGCCUACAAAAAGAUGCAAGGGACAUUCAAACGUUUUCCAUAUUAGAGCAUAUCAUGAUUGAAACGUGGAUUAACUGGUUUAACUGGGCCCUUUAACAUCAGCGCACCUUUGAUCUGAUCUUUUGAAAAUGUUUUGAGUUGUCCAACCCUUCAGAAAGUCUGUUUUCUAAAAAACGCCCUCAGCCGACAAUGUAGCUUUCAAGCUCCAAAAUGGGCAAAGAAUCCGUUUGGUUGCUGCAAGUUUAGCCAAAUUGUCUUGCAAGGUCUUGCAAGAUCAGGGACUGUGCACUGCUGAAUUAGUGUAGCUGUGUUUCAAUGUUAUACACGUGUGUGACAAAGCCUUUUGAAAUCCUGUACUAAUAGUGAGUAAAGUUCACAGUCGGCUAAGCUGCAACACUGAUGGACACCUGCUUGUUUCCCCCGAUUCCAUCGACAGAAAUUGGGGUUGUAAUUUGAUGGAAGCCUACUGGCCAGCGGGGUAUCGCAGUGGUCAGCAUUGCUGCCUUGCAGUACCGGAGCCCUGGGUUCAGUUCUUGACCUGGGUUACUGUCUGGGGGGAGUUUGUAUGUUCUCCAUGUGUUUGCGUGGGUUCUGUCCAGGUGCCCCGGUUGCCUCCCGCAGUCCAAAGGCUUACUGGUAUGUUAAUUGGCUUCUGGGAAAAUUUGCCCUGGCGUGAAUUGUUUGUAUCAGUGUGUACCCUGCACAGGACUGGUGUCCCAUCCGGGGUGUACCCUGCCUUGUGCCCAUUGCAUGCUGUGAUAGACUCUAGCUCCCCCACAACACUGUGAAGGGGUUAGUAAAUGGAUGGAUGAAAGCUUACUGGAAACAUUCCAAUGCCAGAUGCAGAGAAAAGAGAAAGUAAUAAACUCUGUCUUUAACACAGUUUAAUAAUGCUGCUGAUCACAUGUAAUACAAAGAGAUUUUUUUUUUCGUUGGAUUAAAUUGCGUUGUAUGCUGCUGUUUUAAAUAUUGGCUGGGGGAGCGCCAAUAUUUAAAUUUUAAAUACUGGCUGAGGAUCUUCCCCAAUAAAAUAACAAAGUGAAGGAAAGCUGAUUUAACUACACAUGCUUUUAUUUAAACUGUACAUACUGUACGUCUUGUAUAUAAAUAGGUUGUGCUGUGGUUUAUAAAUGUUGCAUUAAUGUUCUGUAACAAUAAUAAAGUUGAAUUUUUGAACUUUU
Messenger RNA from Lepisosteus oculatus (spotted gar), 5524 nucleotides. The record is from RefSeq and is a predicted model, not a curated record. Lineage: Eukaryota; Metazoa; Chordata; Actinopteri; Semionotiformes; Lepisosteidae.